Molecule: messenger RNA, 1614 nt
Organism: Cynara cardunculus var. scolymus (artichoke)
Lineage: Eukaryota; Viridiplantae; Streptophyta; Magnoliopsida; Asterales; Asteraceae
Product: protein IMPAIRED IN BABA-INDUCED STERILITY 1-like
Exons: 6
Coding region: 1-1614 (537 amino acids)
Biological process (GO): protein phosphorylation; positive regulation of transcription elongation by RNA polymerase II
Cellular component (GO): nucleus; cyclin-dependent protein kinase holoenzyme complex
Molecular function (GO): cyclin-dependent protein serine/threonine kinase activity; RNA polymerase II CTD heptapeptide repeat kinase activity; ATP binding
Source: RefSeq, a predicted model, not a curated record
AUGGGUUGCAUCAGUUCCAAACAUGAAGUUAGGUCUUCAAGUUAUCACGGACGUCCGCCGCAGGGUCCUUCACUGAAGAACCAUGGUCACCAGAUUGAUCCAUCGACCAAAAUCAAGGACGAAAAGAAGAAUCACGUUGGUAUCGAUGGUGAAUCUUCAAAUUUGAAAUUUGGAAGAUUAAGUGAAGCAGAACUGGUUGCUGCUGGAUGGCCUUCGUGGCUUAGUGAAGUUGCAGGUGAAGCCAUUCAUGGUUGGUUGCCAUUGAAAUCCGAUACCUUCCAAAGAUUGGAAAAGAUUGGGCAAGGCACAUACAGUAGCGUUUAUCGAGCACGCGACACCAAGACCGGUAGAACGGUGGCACUGAAGAAGGUGCGGUUCGACAAUUUGCAACCCGAGAGCGUGAAGUUCAUGGCUCGAGAAAUCACAAUUCUCCGAAGGCUUGACCACCCAAACGUCAUGAAACUCGAGGGGAUAAUCACAUCCCGAUUAUCACGUAACAUAUACUUUGUGUUCGAAUAUAUGGAGCACGAUCUCUCGGGACUUUUGUCAUCCCCCGACAUCAAGUUCAGCGACUCCCAGAUUAAAUGCUAUAUGAGGCAAUUAUUGAACGGUAUCGAACACUGCCAUUCACUAGGAGUUCUACAUCGUGACAUCAAAACGGCAAAUAUUUUGGUGAACAACGAAGGGCUUCUGAAGAUUGCCGAUUUUGGUUUGGCGAACUUCCACGCUCCAAGGAGCAAGCGGUCGUUGACUAGCCAUGUGGUGACUUUGUGGUAUCGGCCUCCCGAACUCCUCUUGGGGUGCACGAGAUACGGGAUGUAUGUUGAUCUUUGGAGCAUCGGGUGCGUUUUCGCCGAGCUCUUUCUUGGCCGACCGAUCCUAAAGGGGCGUACGGAGGUUGAACAAUUGCACAAAAUAUUCAAGCUUUGUGGCACGCCUGCCGACGAUGGCUACUGGAACAAGUCGAAACUUCCGCUUGCAGCGAUGUUUAAACCGCAUCACGCUUACGAGAGUACGCUUCGGGAAAGAUGUAAGGACCUCCCGGAAACCGCGGUUGACCUUCUCGACACUUUCCUUUCAGUAGAGCCUUGCAAGCGUGGGACGGCUAGAUCCGCCCUUCGAUCCGAGUAUUUCAAUACGAAGCCGUAUGCGUGCGAUCCCGCAAGCUUGCCGAAGUACCCACCAAACAAAGAGAUCGAUGCAAAGAUCCGUGCUGAAUCCUGUAGAAAGAAUCCCGUUGGCAGCAUAGUUCGGGCAUCGGGAGCUUCGAGAAAUCCGACACGAGCCCGGAAAACUUGCCGAGAACAAGCCGCUUUCGGUAAAGCAGUUCCUCCUACCGAGGUGAAGGCCGGUGGCAGCAGUGGUGGUGGUGGUGCGUAUUCAUGUACGUCUAAAGGAUCGACAAAAGCAUCGUGCGACACAGGGUCUGGAUUUUCCCGAACUACAGAAAAAGGGUCUCAACUGGACGGCAUUCGUGCACUAACCAUACAGGCUGCGGCUUCAGAUGGCGGUUUCGUGUGGGAAACAAGAAGGCGGAAACAUGGCGGUGGUCCGACUCCGGUAAGUAAAAACGAGGCGGCAGUGGCGGUGUUCGGCCGGCCGAUGGUUGCCUGA